This is a messenger RNA of Botrytis sinoallii, 240 nucleotides long. RefSeq lists its product as uncharacterized. Bases 1 to 240 code for a protein of 79 amino acids. The record is from RefSeq and is a predicted model, not a curated record. NCBI's taxonomy places the organism in Eukaryota, Fungi, Ascomycota, Leotiomycetes, Helotiales, Sclerotiniaceae. The transcript is spliced from 2 exons.
AUGAAUUUGAAGGACAAUGGAAAAUUAACCCGGGGUAUGAGCUAUUGUGAGAAGCAAAAAGAAGUUCCAGAAGGCUCAAUACGAGCAAAGAAAGGAUCAAUCCAAUCUUUCGUUAUCAUCGUACCGGUUGAUGCGUCCGCCUUUCCACCCAUCAUACUUCCAGAGAGCACGUUAUGUAUGGCUGCUCUGUUGAAUAUUGGUUGGACGGACGAGGCAGCGGGGACAAUCUUUGACUCUUGA